Molecule: messenger RNA, 1489 nt
Organism: Acipenser ruthenus (sterlet)
Lineage: Eukaryota; Metazoa; Chordata; Actinopteri; Acipenseriformes; Acipenseridae
Product: large ribosomal subunit protein mL39-like
Exons: 10
Coding region: 353-1366 (337 amino acids)
Biological process (GO): tRNA aminoacylation
Cellular component (GO): mitochondrion
Molecular function (GO): RNA binding; aminoacyl-tRNA ligase activity; ATP binding
Source: RefSeq, a predicted model, not a curated record
GCAGUCUCAGAACUGAGACACCCAGAAAAACUAUCUUCCACGAUGUAACCCAAUUUUGAAAACAAAAUGCACCAUGUUUCUUAAAUUAAAAUAAUUUCAAACUACUACACGGCGCCCUAGCAAAACAGUUCGAGUGUCUGCAGUCUGCGCUAACCUAGGAACCAUUGUUUAUGAGUCUUAGUUUUUGUAUGCGUAUCGGAUAGGUUUUCAAUGUGGCGCAGAAUAAGCAUGGCACCUUACGCUGUAAAUUACAGACUCUGAUACAUUUGUAAAAUAAAUAUAUUCUGAUGCACAGACAGUAUCUAAUCUGGAGUGAGUAUUUAUUUCAAAUAAACUCUCCCCACUGUGAACCAUGGCCUGUCGAGUUGUGCCCCGAGUGUUGUCCUGCCGGUUUGCGUCGAGCUCUUCAGCAUCGCGCCUGUCCAGUGUGGAGCUCCAGCGGCUGCGCAACGAUCUCUUCACGAGGGAGAAAGCACGGCAGCAGUCACUGACCCCUCGCAUCGAGAAGAUUGAGGUGAAGCUGGUGGGCAAGACACACCCUGGGACUCUGUUUGUCAUGAACAAAGGGCUCUCCACACCAUACAGCUGUGCCAGGCACUUGAGUGAAUGGCACAGUAAGAACUCCAUACUGGCUCUGGUGAAUGGGGAAGUGUGGGACAUGCACUGUCUUCUUACCCAGUCCUGCGAGAUCCAGUUCCUUACCUUCAAGGAUGAGGACCCUGAGGAGGUCAACAAGGCGUAUUGGCGGUCGUGUGCCAUGCUGAUGGGACAGGUGCUGGAGUCUGCCUUUAAGGAAGAGUUCUCUGUGGAGCUGCUCCAGAGCCCUGAGGUGCCAGUUCUCUCUGGAGCCUUUUGCUAUGAUGUUGUCCUGGACAGUCACUUAGAUUCCUGGAACCCUUCAAAGGAGAACCUGCGUGCUCUCACCAGAGCAGUCCACAGCCUGCUUCACCAGGACCUGCCCUUUGAACCCCUUGAGGUCCAGCCCAAGGUUGCCUUGGAAAUGUUCCAGCACAGCAAGUGUAAGCAGGCUCAGGUAGAGGAGAAGGCAGCCCACAGUCCUCAAGGAACAGUACGAGUGUACAGAUGCGGAGACUUUGUGGACUUGAGCGAUGGGCCCCACAUUCCCAGGACAGGGUUCUGCUCCCAGUUUGAGAUAACUGCAGCCCACAGCCUGGGGCCUGGUCCCUGGGGACAAGUGCGCAGAUUCCAGGGGCUCUCCCUUCCUCGGCAGCUACAGGCUUUCCAUGCAAUCUGGGAGAGGAUAAGGAAAAGAGCAGAGAGACUGGUGGAAGUCAGAGCUCCGUCCCAAGCAGCUGUGAGCACCAGCGUCCCUGCUGAGAGGAGUCUUCCUGAAUCCCAGCUUUAGCACACCCUGUCAAUGAAGAAGACCGACCUGUGCUGGGGCUUGCAUUACCAUUUUGUAUAUUUUAUAAGGACCGUAAUCACUACUUUUUCUCUUCAGAAAAUAAAUAAAACACAAAAAAAAGGA